Notolabrus celidotus (New Zealand spotty) is the source of this 4925-nucleotide messenger RNA. It is a transcript of the gene nab1b, whose product is annotated as NGFI-A binding protein 1b (EGR1 binding protein 1). Gene Ontology annotation, molecular function: transcription coregulator activity; transcription factor binding. NCBI's taxonomy places the organism in Eukaryota, Metazoa, Chordata, Actinopteri, Labriformes, Labridae. Gene Ontology annotation, biological process: negative regulation of DNA-templated transcription. The transcript has 10 exons. Bases 875 to 2386 code for a protein of 503 amino acids. Gene Ontology annotation, cellular component: nucleus. The record is from RefSeq and is a predicted model, not a curated record.
AUGUUGGGGGAGGCUGGAGGGCGGAUGGGCGGGGUUGGGAGGUGGGUUCAGUUUGACAGAAGUCACUCUGGUUUGGUCCCGAGGGAGUUAAACUGGUGGCGGCUGGCCUAAUUCCCCAAAAUAGCUCAUUGAUGGGGAAUCAGACAGAGUGGAAGCGAUCGUGUGGAGAUUUGAUUGGAGCGCUGAGGGCGUCAGGAGAGAGCAGCGUUUACUCCGCUCACUUCUCUGAGCUUCAUUUGAUCAGUAAAUAUUGAAGUGGGGAGAUUUACCUCCAGUAUCUGUGCAGGGAUGCUGGCUGUGACCUCUGACCUCUCUCCUUCUUCUUCCUGUUAGAUUUGAAAGCUGCUGAAGAAGUAGGUUCAGUGUUUGUAGCAGCAGUCGUAUAAAGUAUCCUAAACGAGCUGAAGCUGCAGGAUUCAGAGAAGAGGAGUGACAGCAGCACCAGCAUCAGUGACUGUAGCAGUACAGUAAUCUCCAGACUUGCAGGAACAACAACAGGAACAACGUUAGAGCAGAGGUAGAGAGAAACAAGAACAUUCACAGAAAUGUAGAGGAGUCAGAAUAAUACUCAAGAAAGAAAAGUUUCCAGAAAGAGAGGAAGAGGAGAGGAGCGGAGUGUCGCUCGGGCUGAGCACGCAGAGACAAACGGGCGCUCUUUGGGGUUUCGGAUUUUUGGUUUUUGGAGAUAAUUGUUCAGUUUCUGAUUUUUUUACAGUUGUCUCAUUUUUACGCACGGCGCUCCUCGCGGGGGAUCCCUUUUGUUUUCCUUGGCACACAUCGUGUCCCAGGCUUUGUGUUGAUAAGAAAGAAGGAGACAGAACAAGAAGACAAUCUGGACCAAGGAGGACCAAAGGGGGCCAAAAACUCACCAGGUAUGGCGGCGGUGUUGCCGAGAACCCUGGGUGAGCUGCAGCUCUACAGGAUCCUGCAGCGGGCCAAUCUACUCUACUACUACGAGGCCUUCAUCCAGCAGGGAGGCGACGACGUGCAGCAGCUGUGCGAGGCCGGCGAGGAGGAGUUCCUGGAGAUCAUGGCCCUCGUUGGCAUGGCCAGCAAGCCGCUGCACGUACGCCGCCUGCAGAAGGCGCUGCGAGACUGGGUCACUAACCCCGCCAUCUUCAACCAGCCGCUCACGUCGCUGCCCGUGUGCAGCAUCCCCGUCUACAAACUCCCUGAAGGCUCGCCCACACUGCUCAGCGGACAGGAUCGAUCCAACACCGCCAGUGUCAAGAUGCCCAAAGCUGUCGCGGCCGCCUGCUCGGACCCGGGGAAGCUGGACGUGGCGAGGGACAAAGUGUCGGCCGGGUCGCCGCUGCAGGGCAGCAGCGAGGCUCGCUUCUGGUCAGGUCACAGUAACGACAGCGAGCACAGUCUGUCGCCGUCAGACCUCGGCUCCCCGUCAUCGCCCAGAGACGCAUUAGAGGCUCUGGACGCCGCCGCUGUCCAGUCAGUCCUGGAGUGUGUGGACCGGAUGGCACCUGGACUUGCUAAGACAGACCUGUCUGAGGUCAAAGAGCAGCUGAAGAACAACAAGAAACUGGCAAAGAUGAUCGGACACAUCUUUGAAAUGAGUGACGAUGACCCACGCAGGGAGGAGGAAAUCCGUAAAUACAGCGCCAUUUACGGACGCUUUGACUCCAAGAGGAGGGACGGCAAACACCUGACGCUGCACGAGUUGACGGUGAACGAGGCGGCAGCCCAGCUCUGUAUGAGGGACAUGGCUCUGCUGACACGUCGAGACGAACUGUUCGGACUCGCCCGCCAGAUUUCCAGAGAAGUCACCUACAAGUACACCUACCGCACCAGCAAGUCUCGCUGCGGGGACAGAGAUGAGCCGUCACCUAAAAGGAUUAAAACAGAGGAGAACUUCUUCGACAUCCAGGAGGCGCUGCAGGCGAUCCACAUGAGGCAGGAGAUGCUGAGAGAACAGCUGGCCUGCGCCAAGUCGAAAGGAGAAGAGACUGUGGGGCGAAAUCUGCAGAUGCAGCUGGAGCGUCUGCUGGCCCGGCAGAUGGAGAUCCUGCAGGAUGCCGCCGUCCAGGAGCGGCUUCAGGCUCUUGACUGGAGGAUUCCCCCGGCCGCCUUAAAGUACCUCAACGACGCCCAGAACACCAACGGUACCGCCGCCGACGCCAGCAGAGACAACCAAGACGAACGACCAAUCAACUUGCGGGUUGUUAGUCAGAACAUGCAGGAAGGCGACCUCCCAUUGGGCAAGCAGCUAGCCAAUGAACUGAAGCGCCAUCAUAACCACAGCAACAACAACAACAACAACAACAACACAGACGAGACCAAAACACCAGCAUCAGAAAACGGGACAUCGCAGCGAGCGUCCAACAACACAGAGAAGAAGACCAUCAAAUCAGAGCCGGAAGACUCCACAUAGUGCCUUCCGCCUCGCACCACCACCACCACCACCACCACCCUCUGCCCACCUAGUACCCAACCCUCAAUUCAUUCUACUCACACUUGACAGUAUGCAGUUCUCCAUCAAUAGAUACUAAGCAAGCACAGCCACAGUAGAGCCUUAACAACCAAUGUUGCCUCAUGAAUAGCAUUUAUUUUUCUUUGACUUUGUCUUUUCGUUGAAGAGUUAUUUGCCAAAGCACCUAGAGAGCGUGUGGAGAAGCCCUCAGUGCUCUGCAGGUCUUUGUCUGUUGAUUCAUUGUACACGUUGGGUCUACAUGUAAUUUAAGAGUGAUCUGUUGCAGACGUUCGUCUACUCUUUACCUCUGCCUGGGCGGGAUUUCUGUUGCUUCCUUUGACAGCCAGGUUUCAGGCUGUGACGCCGGGGCUGAGUCUUAACUCAAAAGUAGAUUCAGAGACAUUGCUGCGCGUCCUCACUGUGGAAGGAUAGUUCAACAUUUACAGAGGUGCUCUGAGGGGGGCAAGGCCGUCACUUUGGUAUUGACUGAAAACUCCUGAUAACAAUUGUAUAAAGACUUUGAUGCACUUUAGAAGACUUCAGUGAUCCUUUGACUUAGUGCCACCACGAGGGGAAAUAUCUCAACAUACACAUCCUCGUUCGUUUGAAUCCUCAGCUUUUAAGUCCAGCGCCAACACAAGGUAGAAAUAUGUGGCUUCGAGUGAACCUAAGGAGUAUUCACGCCAUGCAGUGUGCACGCUAUGUUGUGCUGCAGGAUCAGAAAUAUUAGCAUUUAGCUUUAAAGCCAUGCAAGCACAGUCUGAUAGAGCUGCUAGCUAAUGAAUUUGUUCUGCAGAUUUGGAACCUUUUAAGCGUUGAUGUCCAAAACUUCCACCGUCUGUUUCCAUGACUUGAAAUGACCGGUCCAAUCCUCUCGCAGCCUCUUCCCCGUCCAUCAGCUCCGGUCUCCUGAGCCUCUGUGACUCUCCCAGAUCUAACCCAGGUGUCUGCGUCUGUUCUGUAACUCCAACAAAUGUUUUAAAGUACUGUAGGGAGAAAGAGUUGGGAUUCAGCCCCUGGUGCAAGUUCAUUUUUUUGUUGUUCACUUCAAAUGAUAAAACAGGAGAGGUGGGAUCGGUCCCUCCUCCCUCGCUCUUGUCUUGUGUAUAUUUAUGAGAGGUAAUAUAAAAAGAGGAUGUAUAGGAGCUGUUGUGGAGGAACAGCAGGGGACCUCUGUCAUUCGUCUUGGCAGGAUGGCUGGGCUGGCAUGCCGGAGGCCGAGCUAAUUGGUUCAUUUCACUUUGUAAUUUAGCAAAACGCUGCUGUUGAUCUGAAACCACGCAUCUGCAAACGGGGAGUAUUUCAGGAAUAAAGCCUCUGUAUUUUGAAGAAAUGCUCCAACAAGCUUUCAGCAGACCCCACAGGUCGUAAAUCCUCUAAAUUUGUUUUUAACUCUAGACUGGAUUAAAUAUUAAAGAGUGCAGGCAUGUGGUUUCUCAACAGCAGCAGCAGCUAAAAGCUGAGUUCCUGUUUCUUGCUGCUCUUGGUGGAGCAGCAGCCCGGGGUCUGUAAAUAGUUCUGUGAUAACAAAUAGUGCUAGCCUAAUCUCUCAACCAGGGUUUUCCUUUGUCAAGUGUAACUUUGCUGUAGAUUUUCAGUGUCAAUACAGUGUUUAUGUAUGUAGAGCAAAAAGAAAAAAGAAAACUUAAGUGUCACUGAGGAAAAAAUACAACGUGUGAAAGUGUCUGGUGUAUAAAAACAUGCUUUACAUGAUGAAAUGUUGAUUAGCCUUAGCUCUUAACAGUGUUUAACCCACCUGUGAUGGCCAUCAGUGCAUAUUUCAACAUGUGUUUUUGCUGUUUAGAGGUAAAUACAUAAAUAAGUGUUCACUGUGUUUUUAUGUGUAAAUACGUCUGUUUGGUCCCAGAUGAUAAUAAUAAUAAUAAUGUUCAGAGGAUUCGCUCUCACGGCCCUCUCCCCCUCUCCCCCUCUCCCCUGCAGAUAGUUUAGUCUCACUCAGCGUAUUGACAGACCAAUGCAAUAUUUAUGUAAGUAAUAAGUCUAUUUGCAUACUCUGUGGAUCCAUCAUGUGUUCUUUGCUCAGUAACUGUGUGUCCGUCAUGAUUUCAGGGUGGAUCUGACCAACAGCUUAGGAAAUGUUUCUGUUGUCUCACUCUGUCCUUAAAUUUAAAGACAAGAGAUCUUUUAAAGAAGUUCACGAGCUGGUUUUAUUUCAAGCAACUGUUACGGCAAGAAGCUAGGAGUUCUUAAAGUCCAGUUUAUCAAAUCUAAACUCGCCUGGAGAUGAAGCCAUCGAGGUCCGGAGACGAGACCGACCUUUAGUCUCGGGCCUGAUGGGCUCACAUACCGCCGGCCCUGUCAGCGUGACUGUUGUACGAUGUUUCUGAGAAUAUGGCUGCCGUCUCACCGAUCACUGUUCUCCUCACUGUUUAUUGUAAAGUGAUAGAUUAGGCUUCACCUAGUUAUGCACCUGUUUUUUAAACACUAAUAUAUUUUAUUUGUUAUACAGCACAUAAACAUUAAACUUUAUUUUUUUGAA